AUGGCGGCGACCGAACGGGUGGACGACGCGGCCGAGCGGCGCCGUCGUGCCUGCGCGCUGCUGGACGCCACCACCCCCGGCCGCAGCCUCGCCGUGGGGCGGUGCAAGCUGGCGCUCGAGACGUUCCGGAGCGACCGCGGCGGCGGCGGCCUGAGGGAGGCGGGCACGCUCCUCGGCGACGCGCUCUUCUGCAGCAACGUGCACCACCCCGCCAUCUACCAUGCCUGGAUCGGCAUGGAGGUGGAGGCCGGCACCGACGCCACUCGCGUCCGGGAGCUCUUCGAGGGCUGGCGCAUCUGGUACCUCCGCGUCCGCGGCGCCAGGAACAGGGACGACGACGGCGAGGAGGAGGAGAGGCGGCCCAGCCAGGACGAGGGCGGCUUCUGGUGCCACUACAUCGACUUCGAGCUCCGCCACGGGACCGCCGCCACCGCACGCCAAGUACGCCAAGGCGGAGCUGCGCCUGGGGUGCCCCGAUCGCGCCACCGCCGUGCUCUUGAGAGCCCUCGACGUCUUCGCCGUGGACGCGAGAACACGAGAGUGGCUGGAGAAGGAGGUGACAGCGACUCCAUGCGCCAAGGGAGCUGA
Miscanthus lutarioriparius is the source of this 588-nucleotide messenger RNA. NCBI's taxonomy places the organism in Eukaryota, Viridiplantae, Streptophyta, Magnoliopsida, Poales, Poaceae. The record is from the annotation of a GenBank genome assembly.